AUGGACCAGGAAGAGACAGAAGCCCGAUACAACAUCAAGGCUAAGAAGCUUUCCUGCAGACUCUCCCGCACAGUAGUACAUGGUGGUGGCAGCUGGCUUCGAUGGUGGAAGCAAAUCAAGCCAAUUGAUGCUGCUGCUGAUGAAUACAUACUGAGGAAUGUCGAAUUUGAAGCCAGAGCAGGGGAAAUCACGGCCAUUGCUGGUUCAAGUGGUGCUGGUAAGACCACAUUGCUUCAGAUACUCGGCGGCAGCCUGGUUACAGGUUGUCGCCAGGCUUCUUCACGAGUCUCCGGUGAAGUACUCGUGAACGAGAAGCCGAUGAAUGCAUUGUGGUUCCGGAGAAUAUCUGGAUAUGUGACCCAGGACGAGGCACUUUUCCCACUUCUCACAGUAGAAGAGAUGGUAUUGUAUGCAGCUAGGCUCAGGUUAGGUGGAGGGGUCCAACCGGCUCGAGCCAGAGCUGAGAUUCUACUGAAGGAGCUUGCUCUCGAACAUGUUGCCAGUGUCAGGAUUGGAGACGAAUCUCGCAGGGGAAUUUCAGGUGGCGAGAAGCGAAGGGUGUCCAUAGCUGUGGAACUAGUUCACAACCCUGCUGUUCUUCUCAUCGACGAACCAACCUCCGGUUUGGAUUCCGGAUCGGCUCUCAAUGUGGUUCAGCUGCUUCAAUCCAUGGCUGCAGAACAUGGCAAGACGGUUGUGCUGACCAUCCAUCAGCCUGGGUUUCGAGUCCUCAAGCUGCUUGAUCGCGUCCUGCUGCUGUCGAAUGGAGCUGCUCUGUAUGAAGGAACGCUUGCAUCGCUCGAGGAGCGACUUAUAUCAGCUGGUAGUUGCAUUCCUAGACAUGUCAAUGUGCUGGAGUUCGCAAUUGAUGUGCUGAAGAACUUGAGAAGAGAUGGUGAAAGGAGUGAAGAUCAUCACAGUAGUGAUGCUGACGAAUUACGUUAUGACGUGCAUAUCAAGCAAACUAGAGCAUCCUACUCCAACGGUCGAUUCACAGAGGAGGUGUGGAUACUUGGAUAG
Messenger RNA from Linum tenue, 1020 nucleotides. The record is from the annotation of a GenBank genome assembly. NCBI's taxonomy places the organism in Eukaryota, Viridiplantae, Streptophyta, Magnoliopsida, Malpighiales, Linaceae.